Messenger RNA from Nicrophorus vespilloides, 795 nucleotides. RefSeq names its product profilin (gene chic). The transcript has 4 exons. Gene Ontology annotation, cellular component: cell cortex. Gene Ontology annotation, molecular function: actin monomer binding. Lineage: Eukaryota; Metazoa; Arthropoda; Insecta; Coleoptera; Silphidae. The record is from RefSeq and is a predicted model, not a curated record. The coding region runs from base 110 to 490 and encodes 126 amino acids.
GAGCCCGUCGAAGUCAGCUUUAGUCAUUGCCGUGCGUCAACUACACUAACUAGUGUUCAUCUGGUGUUAGCUCCGUGUGUGCCGUGGUAUCAAAAUCAAAUUUUCCAACAUGAGCUGGCAGGAUUACGUCGACAAACAACUCUUGGCCUCCCGUUGUGUCGCGAAGGCGUGCAUCGCCGGCCACGAUGGAAACGUCUGGGCCAGAUCGGACGGCUUCGAAGUGACGAAAGAGGAGCUGGCAAAGUUGGUGCAGGGCUUCGAGAAACAAGAUAUCCUAACAUCAUCUGGUGUCACCUUAGCGGGCAACCGUUACAUUUACCUAUCUGGUACAGACCGUGUUAUCCGAUGUAAACUGGGAAAGGUCGGCGUGCACUGUAUGAAAACGACACAAGCCGUGGUAGUUUCCCUUUACGAAGAUCCUAUCCAACCUCAACAAGCAGCGUCUGUUGUAGAAAAGUUAGGUGAAUACCUAAUGUCCUGCGGUUACUAGAGAUUAGUAAGAUCGCCGCUUCAUCCGACAACCACGCGGCAACAACAACCUACAUUAUAAAAUUUUGUAUUUUGCGAAACAAGCAAUGUGUAUAUCAAGUGCGUUCAUUUUUAUAUAAUAAUAAUGUAUUAAAAAAGAAAAAAACAGGAAACAGAAAAAACAACAACAACCAACCAACCACCACCAAGUCGGAACGAUUCAUGCAUUCACAAAUUUGUAUUUAAUUAUUAUACUACCCCCCCAGUUUCAAUGUAAAACUUGUGGAAUCUUUUAUAAGCCUCCAAUAUAUAUAAUCUUAUUCAGUA